AUGAAACAUAAGUACCAUGUGCUGAUUUAUAGAAAGAAGAAAACACAUUUGAGGUUAGAUGUGCUGCUGUUCUUCUUCUACGCCGUUUUUCUCCACUUGUUUUUGAAAAAUGAGAAAUUUCAAGCGAAGCCGAGUGAUUAUGAGUACUUAGAGAAAUUGCAAAAUGAGGUGGAAGAGGCAGUUAUGUUUGGCCUCCACGGGGAGGAGGAGCAGCAGCAAACCUUCGGCGAGCUCAAAGUGGGGGCGAGUGAAAGGAAAGACAGUAGCGAGUCGAUAAAUGGGAGGGGAAAUGCAAAUGGGGAACACAGCGCAAAUGAGGAACACAGUUCAAAGGGAGAACAAAAAGGAUCCAACAGAAAGGGAAAGGAAAACACAUUCAAGCCGAUCAUAAUAGGAAAGUACAAUAUGAUCUACCUGUUCUACAGCAGCGAGUUUGUUUGUUUACUUUUAUUUAUUUUUGUCCACCUGCUAACUUUUCUCCUAUCGCAGUGGAACUUGAGCGUUAACUUAGUGGUUUCCUUCAGUCGCCUAAACAGCAGCGAUAAGGACAAGUACCUGUACAACGUGCAGUACCAAUGUACACAUGUGUAUAUUAAGCCACUCGUUAAGCGAAGUGACAAGUCAGCAGUAAACAGCAAGGAGAGGUUUAACACGGAUUACAAUUUGUACAAGCCCAAAUCAGAGUUAGUUCCAUUGAAAAGGGGAAAAAAUUAUAUAUUUUUUUUUUACAAACAGAAAAAAUAUAUUUUCAAUUACGAAACGUUGGAUUUCGAAUCAGUAAAACAUUUUGACAAUUUUAAUUUGUCCUUUUAUCAAAAGUGGAAGGGACUCAUAGAAUGUCAAAUGGGGGGUCUCUACGACGAUGAAAACACCAGCACAACAUUGCAAGGGAUAGAAGAAAAUGUAAAAAGCAUACAGAAGAGGGGAGGCAAUGUGCACAUCCUUUUUUGCCAACUGGAUGGUUUAUAUCUAGAUAAUGGUGGAAAAAGCGGAAUGACCCAACUGUCACAGAGGAACAAAGGGGGGAAUAACCCAUCUGAGAAAGAGAUAGAAAAUAUUUAUGAUUACACUAGGAAGGGAAGGGAAAGAGAGAAAGGGACAAAGAUUCUACACUUCAUUGAAGGGAGCACCACGAUAGAAAGAUCUAUUCAGGGUGAUGAACUAAAAAGAAAAAACAGAGUGCAUCCCACCCAAGGGAAAAGUAAACAAAAUGGAGAUAAAACAGACCCUUUUCUUUCGUAUUAUAAAAAGAGCAACUUUGAAAUUCCCUAUGACAUUUUUGUACAUAACAAUUUGGACAAGUAUGGAGAAAAUAUAUACGACAUUCCUUCUCCCUGUUUUAAGAAGCUACUUUAUGAGGCCAUGUUAUCCCCAUUUUUUAUAUUUCAAUUUUUUAGCAUCCUUCUGUGGAUGCUAGAUAGCUAUUGGUACUUUGGUAUUUUUUCCAUUUUCAUAUUAGUGAUGCUGGAGGGUCAACUGAUUAACAAACGAAUAAGAGAAUUUAAUUUGAUAAAUAGUAUGAAAGUCCCUGCUCAAAAUUUAUAUGUGUAUCGAAAUUUGCAGUGGAAAAUUAUCAAGUCUAACAUGCUACUUCCUGGGGAUAUAUACAUUUUAUCGAAUGAGACUAGUGGUGGGGAUAAUGUGUGUACCUGCGAGACGUUGCUGUUGGAGGGGGUUUGCAUUACGGAUGAGUCGAUCCUUACUGGGGAGUCCAUACCUUUGAUUAAGGCAGCUAUUGAUAAGACGGAAGAGGAGGAAUACGUUGAGCAGGAUGUCAGUGAUAAUGAUACCUGCGGUGAUUGGGGAGGAGAAGGAGACUCCAUGGGGGGGGUAUCACCCAUAGAAGGAACUAAAGGAAGUUCCAUUUUUACAAACAAAAUUGACAUAAAGAAUAAACACAAAAAACAUGUGGUGUAUGCCGGGUCCAACAUUUUACUAACAAAAAAUGAAAAUGAUCAAUUUAAUAAUAUGAAGCUACCCAUUAGUGGGUGUAUAGGCAUUGUUCUGAAAAAUGGAUUCACCACCUAUCAGGGAAAAUUAGUGAGGACGAUCAUUAAUACAUCGGAGAAGGUGAACUCGUCAAGCAUAGAUUCGAUUAUCUUCCUUUUCAUCCUUCUCUUAUUUUCAUUAUCGUCAUGCGCGUACGUAGUUUACACUGUAUUACAAGCGACUCACGAGAGAAAUUUAUACAAACUGCUUCUGUCCGUUUCGCACAUAAUCACUGCAGUCAUCCCACCAGAGUUUCCGAUAACCUUAUCAUUAGGAGUCACCAUUUCGAUAGUCUAUCUGUAUAACUUAAAGAUCUACUGCACGGAACCGUUUAGGUUACCAUUUUCUGGAAAAUCGAAUAUAUGCGCUUUUGACAAGACGGGAACUCUGACGGAGGACAAUAUGAUAAUUUUGGGUCUCUUCGGGUUUGACGAAAACACGGAGAAGAUAAACGAAAUUAACGAGUCGAUUAUUAGCAAGCAGAAGGUGCCCUUCCUUUCCGUGGCAGUUAUCGCGGGAUGUCAUUCGAUAUGCACCGUUAACAAUAAGCUGCUAGGGGACCCCCUGGAAAAGAAUUCCUUCCAAAGGUUGAAAUGCAUGAUGAAGAGUUUGGACAAAACGUACGUUUAUACAAAUAAUUGUCAGAAUGCGGCAACUGCGACCCCAACUGCGAAUGGGCAGGGCAGCGGAGAAAAGGGGGGGAAAUCCUUGGGCAUGUUUUCGAAGAAGGUACCCAACACGACAGCUAGCGAAAAGAAAAGCCCAUGUGUGGAGAAUUUUCAAAUUUAUAAGAGGUUCUUCUUCUCAUCAGAGUUACAAAGAAUGACGUGCAUCAUUUUGCACGAAGGGUAUGAGGGAGACUGGUAUGGGGAAGAGUACGAAGAGGCCGCGGAAUCCGCUACAUGUGUGGGCAGUUCUAACGGGGAGAAAAGUCCGUGUAGUGAAAAUGUGGCAACGCUAGAAGGCUUAAAAAAGAAGAAAAAAAAAAUGACAGUAGCAAAAACGAACCGGUUAAACAGUACCUUGCGGUUA
This is a messenger RNA of Plasmodium cynomolgi strain B, 3021 nucleotides long. Its product is annotated as cation-transporting ATPase. Lineage: Eukaryota; Apicomplexa; Aconoidasida; Haemosporida; Plasmodiidae. Gene Ontology annotation, molecular function: P-type ion transporter activity; nucleotide binding. The transcript has a single exon. The record is from RefSeq and is a predicted model, not a curated record. Gene Ontology annotation, cellular component: endoplasmic reticulum membrane. The annotation marks the transcript as partial. Gene Ontology annotation, biological process: intracellular calcium ion homeostasis.